Molecule: messenger RNA, 2103 nt
Organism: Podospora pseudocomata
Lineage: Eukaryota; Fungi; Ascomycota; Sordariomycetes; Sordariales; Podosporaceae
Exons: 1
Coding region: 1-2103 (700 amino acids)
Source: RefSeq, a predicted model, not a curated record
AUGGCCUCAAGCGAGCAUCCGGCGGUUGGCUGCAAGACUUGCGCCUUCUUUUCAGAGGCCAUUCUCAAGACCAUUCGAGGAGAAGCAGUCGGUGAGAACAUCAUCAGACUCGCCGCAAGUUUCGAUCCAAAAUGUGCCACCUGCAAAUACACCCUCGACUCCUUCGCUCGUCUAGCGCCAAACUCGCCCCUCCAACUGACCUGUCCUAUGCGACUCGAUUGCUUUCCCCAAAAGCGAUUCUUCUUUCGAACCGGAUGUGGUUGCUGGGACCACUCAGCCUAUCACCUCGAGCUGCUUCCCUCAUCAGAACUUGCUCCGACCUCAGUCCACUACAAGAUCAUCGACGCAGACACAAUCGACAUCAGCUCCCUCAAGCGAUGGCCGGAAUACUGCGAACAGCACCAUGAAGACUGCCGACCCACCCCCACUCAACCACCCGUCACAGACAUGAUCCUAAUCGACGUCGACGAGCACCGCCUCGUCCAGUUCCCCGGCACCCCCCCAAAAUACACCACCCUCAGCUACGUCUGGGGCGUCCUCCCCGACAUCCUCGAAACCCGCAUCUCCAACUUUUCAACUCUCCAGCUCCCAAGCUCUCUCGCUUCCCCAGAGAUCCUCCCCCGGCUCCCACUGACAAUCCAAGACGCCAUCAAGGUCACGCGUGACAUGGGCGAGCGCUACCUCUGGGUGGAUAGACUCUGCAUCAUCCAAGACGACGAGGCCAACAAAGCCCAGCAAAUCGCCUCCAUGGCCUCCAUCUACGCAAACUCCCAGUUCACCAUCAUUGCCGCUGACGGAGCCGAUGCCAACACUGGUCUCCAUGGCGUGGGCUCUUCCCGCCCCUUUCCGGACCUUCCAAUCCUGGAGUUUUCUCCCGAGUGCCGGAUGCGUCCGGGGCCGGAGACAGAGGAGGCGAGGUAUUUCACCACGUGGCAUAACAGAGCUUGGACGUUCCAAGAACGGUUGCUGUCGAGGAGGUCGCUCGUUUUUUUUAGGGGGAGCGUGAUCUGGCAGUGCAAGUGCUCCGUCUGGGUUGAAGGGGCCGCCGCGGAGCCGGAUGGGAUGGUGGUUGAUGAGACAUGGAGGACGGAGAAGAAAAGGCCGGCGCAUCUGGCGUUUGAUAGGCACUUCAUCUUUGAGCUCAAGACCCCCAAGAGGCCCGACUUUCGCUAUUUCGAGGGGUUGGUGAGGCAGUAUCAACGGAGGAGGAUGACGUACCAAGCAGACGGUCUUCGGGCCUUUUCUGGGAUUCUGGAUGUCCUCAGCCGGACUUAUGAUGGUGGUUUUCUGCACGGGAUGCCAAAGAUGUUCUUCGACGUGGCCAUGUUGUGGGAGCCUCAGGCGGGGUCAAAACCGAGGCUUGUCGCGCCGGGGAGCAGGGAGCUGAUGUUUCCUAGCUGGUCGUGGGCUUCGUUCCAGGGGAGUGUGGCGAACAACUUGAGCGAUCACACUUUUGGGAACAACCCUUCGAUCGAGCUGACUCCGGUGGUCAGGUGGUAUCAUGCUCCUGCUGAUGAGCCGAUCAGCUUUGUCAAUCUCACUCCGCAUCUCGCUCGGAUGUUCAAGCAAGGGGGUGUUGGGGGGUUGGAUUUGAAGUUCUUUGAUGUGCCGACGAUUGAUACAGGCGGGCUUACGGUGGAGAAGGAGAAGUUGGGUUGGCUUCUUCAUGGGAGUGUUUCGGUGGCUUCUUUUCGGGUGCAGCCUGAGAAAGAAGAGACCAGCAAGCUGGUCAGGGUUGCGUGGGAAGAAGAGGUGGCGCCGUUUGUGAACUACCAUUUUGUGGAUAGUUCUGGGAAAAUAGUGGGCAGGUUGAAGGUUCCUUUCACGAGGGAGGAUCCGGUUUUGGAAAAGGAUACGCUGUGUGAGUGUAUCGUGAUAUCGGAAGGGAAGGCAUACUACACGAGGUCGAAGUGGCUCAAGGAGAUAUACCUGCCGGAAUGGGGACUGAACGAGGAAACCCGUGAGCUGGAGGAGUUCCAUUUUUACAAUGUUUUGUGGGUUGAGCGGAGGGAGGGAAUUGCAUAUCGAAGGGGAUGUGGUACCAUUUGGAAGGAGGCCUGGGAUCGACAGAACCCAGAGGUGCGGGAUAUUGUCCUCGGUUGA